UGCGGCAUUUCAGGAGAAGAUGAAAAGCAAAACGGCAGGAUAAAAGUUCUUUUUCAUGGAAAGAAACGCUCCGAAUACAGGAUCAUGGGGUAUGGGCAAAUCCUCCACCGGCGAGGGGAUGAGGAGGACCAGGUCCACCUCAAUGUGGGAGGGGUACGGCAUGAACUGGAUCCUGAUAUGGUGCUCCGCUUUCCUCACACGCGUUUGGCUCGUCUGCUGUGCUGCCAGAGCGAGGCGGCAAUCCUGGAGCUGUGUGACGACUACAGCCCGGCUGAGAAGGAGUACUACUUUGACAGGAAUCCUCGGGUUUUCCUGUGCGUGCUUAACUUUUACCACACGGGACAAAUCCACAUGAUGGAGGAGUUGUGCGUUUUUUCUUUCUGUCAAGAGAUUGAGUACUGGGGUAUCAAGGAGCUCCACCUCAGCCCCUGCUGCAGCAACUGGUACCACGAGAGGAAGGAGUACAUCGAGGACAGAGACUGGGACAUCAGGAGCGAAGACCAGCAGGAGCCGAGCUUCGACUCCUCGUUUGAGGAGCUCUCUGCUCUCGAUAAAGACCUCGCCAAGUUCAAAGGGGCCUGGUGUGCAGAAAUUCGCAGCUACAUGUGGCUCAGACUGGAGGAUCCGGGUCACUCGAGAGCCUCGAAGAUCAUUGCUGUGGCUUCCCUCAGCGUGGUGUUGACCUCCAUCGUUGCCAUGUGUGUUCACAGCAUGCCAGAGUUUCAGCGUGUGGAUGACAGUGACAGGCCCAUCGAGGACCCCGUGCUCACUAGACUGGAGGCGGUUUGCAUCGUCUGCUUCUCCGCAGAGUUCAUAAUCAGGUUAAUUGUCGCGCCCUCCCGACGGAAGUUUCUCGGAAACCCCUUGAACAUAAUCGACGCCGCUUCGAUUUUGCCGUUUUAUGCCACUUUAGCUCUGGAGACCGCCGACGAGGAUAGCGUAGAGGAGAACGAGGACAUAGAAAACGUGGGGAAAGUGGUGCAGGUUCUGCGCCUCAUGCGGAUUCUCAGAAUCCUCAAACUGGCUCGCCACUCCAUCGGACUGCGAGCGCUGGGGGCCACCGUCCGCCACAGCUACCAGGAGGUGGGCCUGCUCCUUCUCUUCCUCUCAGUGGGAAUCUCCAUCUUUUCUGCUCUCAUCUACUUCGCAGAGAAGGAAGAGGACACCGAUUUGGGGACAAUACCUUCAGGUUGGUGGUGGGCCACAAUCACCAUGACCACAGUCGGCUACGGGGACACCUGCCCCGUGACGGUGGCGGGGAAGAUUGUGGCCACCGUGUGUAUCAUCUGUGGCCUGCUAGUGGUGGCUCUUCCCAUCACCAUCAUCUUUAACAAGUUUUCAAAGUACUAUCAAAGAAACAAAGCCAUGGAGGGACAGUGCAUCACCAAGCCCGAAAGACAAGACCCAGAACUCCCUCAUUACAACAUCAGGGAACUGUUAACGGGAAGCGUGUACCCCUUUAUAGGAAGCAUCGCCUUUAGGAACAGUGGGAGCAGCGGAGGGGACGAUACGGACGCCUCCAGUCUCCAGGACAUCGAGGUGUACGAUAAUGACGCUUGUGAAAAUGGAGCAGCCAAAUGAGAUUCCUGCCAUUUCACCGAGCAUCACUCCCUUUAUGACUGCGAGUCAGUCUCUGCCUCUCGGGGCAGAGUGCUCCAUCACUGACCCUGCCUUCCUGCACUGUCUUCCCCCUGCAAUUUGACAGAGAAAUAUUGUGGCCAUGAAGUUUUUUCCCUCCUCUAUCUCUCUCUCUUUCUCUCUCUCUCCCGCUCUCUGUCUACAGGGGAAUAGCUGUGGCUGAAAUAUACAGCGUCGCUAAAACCGGGAAAUCUAAAGGGAAUUAUCUGAACCUUGCUCAGAGGUUUGAAAGCCCAUUUUCUGCUUGAGAAAACUGCAAUGAUGCAUGUAGGAGGCCAUAAUGUUAAUGUUUUUCAAAGUAAUGUCCUUUAUUGAUUUCCUGCUUGCUGAAAAGUUCAGACAGAGAGUUUUCCAAAUGCAAAAGUCUAGGAUGACAACAGCACAGUUUGAUGUUUAAAAAUGGCGUUAUAGAUCUCAACGUUGGCUGCAUGACCAAAAAUAAGUGCAUUUUGAAAGAGAGUAAUAAAAAUAGUAGAAUUAGGCACAAAAAUUGAUGAAGAGAGGUGUCACAUUCCUCUCAGAGCACCGUGGAAGUCGCUGAUGUGCCGGGUUUUUAUUUCGUUUUUGUUCGUUUUGGACAGUUCUGGCAUCUCGGUGAAAGGGGAACUCAUGUGGACAUGAAAUAAAACUCACAAGACAGGUGCUGCUCAUUUGUGCCUGUUCAGAUAAGCUUAA
Messenger RNA from Maylandia zebra (zebra mbuna), 2313 nucleotides. Its product is annotated as delayed-rectifier potassium channel regulatory subunit KCNS3. Gene Ontology annotation, molecular function: voltage-gated potassium channel activity; protein binding. Gene Ontology annotation, biological process: protein homooligomerization; action potential; potassium ion transmembrane transport. Gene Ontology annotation, cellular component: membrane; voltage-gated potassium channel complex. The record is from RefSeq and is a predicted model, not a curated record. Lineage: Eukaryota; Metazoa; Chordata; Actinopteri; Cichliformes; Cichlidae.